UGCCGAAAAAUUUAACGGUUCCUAUUUCAACACCGUAAAAUGUCAUCUUCGCGUGGUGUUUUCGUAAAACUAACUUUCAUUGUGUGCAUAACUUUCGUUCAAGCUGUCACUAAUGUAGACCCGUCAUCACGCGAACUCGAUCAAUUCCGUUACUGCAUGCGCCAGUCGCAGCAUCCGAGUUUGCGCGAGUGCGUCGGUCGCACAGCCCUCAAUUUCCUGCAGCGCUUCGAUGAACAAGACAAUUACACACUAUUUAGGGAUUUAGUUUCUACGAAGGACGAUAAAAUUUCGGCGCGUUCUUUGGUAAAUUUUUUGGACACAGACCCUGUGGAUUUCAGAGGAAUAUUGGAAAAUGCCGGUGCCGUAAUGGGUCAGCGUGGGCUUGAAUGGCAUAUGGAUGCAAUAUAUCCGGGAUUAAUGUUCAAGAUUGGGCCCACUGCCGAUACGAAUAGUGUGGCUCAGUUUGUGCUCGAUCCAUCUACUGUUGAGCGAAACUUUGGCUAUGAAGAGCCAUCAACAGUUCGCCUCUUAACGAAACAAUACCUGCUGCCAUUUUUGCUUGGCUUUAAAUUCAACUUGGUCGCACUGGUGCCGCUUGUGUUCGCCGGUAUCUGCUUGCUGCUGAAGAAGUCGCUUUUCUUGGCUAAGUUCGCCAUUUAUCUAAGCAGCUUUUUAGGCGUUGGUGGCGCUUUAACUGCGCUCAGUGCUGGCGCUGGUGCAGGCGGAUUUGGUGGCUUUGGACUUUUCGGCGGAGGCGGCGGUGGUCUUCCGCUGGGACCCCCGCCCUUCAACCCUCUGGCUCAUGCAUAUGGAGGUGGCGAUGGGUACUUACCCGGCAAAGCAGGUGUUUUCAAUCAACACUACGAAAACGAUGAACUUCAUCACCAUCCACCAUAUAAACGCAACGAUCGUAAAGUAAACUUCGAAAAGCCACGUGAGUAUGCAUCACGGGCUACCGUAACAGCAACAACGCCGGCUCCUGACCGAUUUUACGACUAUGAGAAGCAAGUCGCCAUGAUACAUAAUAGAAGCGGAAAAUUGCGGUCAACGAACGGAAAACUCGGGCCCAGUGCUUAUGAUGACGACGAAGGUGAGGUGAAAAUUGCUGAUUUCAAGACAACGAAUCAAGAACAUAAUGGUUGGAAAGUCGUUGAUUUGAGGGUGUGAACGAAUGUUCUUUUUCUCUGAUGCGCAACAUAUUCACAAAACUGCGUUUGUAAA
Bactrocera neohumeralis is the source of this 1221-nucleotide messenger RNA. RefSeq lists its product as uncharacterized. NCBI's taxonomy places the organism in Eukaryota, Metazoa, Arthropoda, Insecta, Diptera, Tephritidae. The record is from RefSeq and is a predicted model, not a curated record. Bases 40 to 1167 code for a protein of 375 amino acids. The transcript has 3 exons.